AUGACCUUCGGAAAAAUCUCAUCCCCUUCCAGUUCCGUGUUUGGUUCUCCGUCGUCCUUUACGUUCCCCGACGCUAUUUUCACAGUCCAGACCCCACUCCACAUUGUCGGCGCCAUGUUGUACGAACUGAUUGCUGUUGUCCGUCCCGGCAGCCUCCAGGAGGUUAGAGACAUCGCCCGCAAUGCCGGCAUCCAGGUCCUCCGCUCCGGCGGCGUAGUCCGCGGAUUCACCAACUGGGGCACCUUCCGUCUGCCCAGGCCCACGACGAAGCAUCAGGCCCGCUACAAGGAAGGCCACCACUUCAUCAUGCGCUUCGAUGCCUCGGGUCCCGUGCAAUCGGCUGUCCGCAGAACUCUCGGUCUCGAUCCCCGGAUGGUUCGGUUCUCCGUUGUCAAGCUGGGCGACAAGCUGGAGGAGAUCAAGCACGUCGAUGGCAAGGUCGAGUGGAACAACAACCGCACCAUCUCCGAGACGUUCUAAGUCUGAUUCGAAUGUGAUGUGGAUUGGUUGCAGUUAUGCGAUUGUGCGUCGUUUGGGACACGGAAAAUGAUUUAAUUGUCAAUGUAUUAUUUAUGGGAUGGGUUUCUUUGUAUAUCAUAUCAGCAUUAUCGGCGCAUAUACCUUAAUUGGCAGAUUUGGUCAAUAAAGAUGGUGAUCUGUUUCUUCUGUG
Molecule: messenger RNA, 670 nt
Organism: Aspergillus piperis CBS 112811
Lineage: Eukaryota; Fungi; Ascomycota; Eurotiomycetes; Eurotiales; Aspergillaceae
Product: mitochondrial 37S ribosomal protein bS6m
Exons: 3
Coding region: 1-480 (159 amino acids)
Biological process (GO): translation
Cellular component (GO): ribosome; mitochondrial small ribosomal subunit
Molecular function (GO): structural constituent of ribosome; small ribosomal subunit rRNA binding
Source: RefSeq, a predicted model, not a curated record